AAUGGAUCUCGUCCAUCUCUGAGAACAAGUUGCAGAGUAACGAUCUUUUGAGUUUGUGCGGUUCAGUCAACUAUAUAACGAAACUUCGUUUCUUGUCGUCGCAUCGUAUUAGAAACAUCGCUCUACUUCUACUAAGAGGAUACCAAGACCAACGACAACAAAUUCUUAGACCCCGCACCAACAAGACGAAUCAUAAUGCCCUCUAUUCCAACUGAACCGGGAGACCGAAUAAUGACCACUGCCGAGGAUCGUAGUGCUGAAGAAGGUGCUUCGAGGAAGAAAAUGAAGCGUAAAACGAGUAAAGUAGAAGUUCUAGAAGAUGUCACUGAAGACAUGGAGAAGAUGGGGACCUUGGAAGAUGCUCCACAGAUGAGCAAGAGCAAGCAACUGGUUCCCAUGGCGAAACUGAAAAAACUGGAUCCUUCCACUUUCGAUAGUGCUGCUAUCCGAGGCUCUGGUCGUCAAGGGUGUCAACAUCAUGGUAAAGGUGAUGCUGAACAAGCAGGAGGAAGCCAACACACUGCUCUCAGUCGUACCGCUUCCAAGAACCGCAACCGCGUUGGAGAUAAC
This is a messenger RNA of Amoebophrya sp. A25, 570 nucleotides long. NCBI's taxonomy places the organism in Eukaryota, Dinophyceae, Syndiniales, Amoebophryaceae. The record is from the annotation of a GenBank genome assembly.